GCUUUCCGCGUCUCCAUCUCUUUGCGCGUCUCUGUGUCGGCGUCUCUGCAUCUCCCCGUCUCUGCUCGUCCCUGUUCUGCCUCCCUGUCUCUGGGUCUGUCUCUGUCAUGGUGUCUCAGUGACCCCCUGUCCUCCUCUCCGUCCCCCCCGGGCCCCGGGCAUCUCCCCCACGGCGCCCCCGCCCGGGUGUGCCCUCCCCAGGACGCCGCGGGGCCAUGGCUGCGGGAUCCGAACUUUAAACACUUCUCCCCGGACCGGAGCGGAUGCGCAAACCCCGGAAAACUCUGCAGGGUCAGCUCCGCCAUGGACUGUAGCUGCGUCUCCGACCUUCUCUUCGCCCCGCCCGCUCUGCCGGCUCUCUGGACCCCUGGGUUUGCCUUCCCGGAUUGGGCCUACAAGCCGGAGUCGUCCCCUGGCUCCAGGCAGAUCCAGCUGUGGCACUUUAUUCUGGAGCUGCUGCAGAAGGAGGAGUACCAGGGUGUCAUCGCCUGGCAGGGGGACUACGGGGAAUUCGUCAUCAAGGACCCCGAUGAAGUGGCCCGACUCUGGGGCAUCCGCAAAUGCAAACCCCACAUGAAUUACGACAAGCUGAGCCGGGCCCUGCGUUACUACUAUAACAAGCGCAUCCUCCAUAAGACCAAAGGCAAGAGGUUCACCUACAAGUUCAACUUCAGCAAAGUCGUGCUCGUCAAUUACCCACUGCUGGACGUAGCAGCUGCUGCCACUGGCUCCCCACUCCUGUUGACCCCUGGUCCCUUUGCAGGGGGCCCUGGACCAGAUGCUCCUCCCCUCACCCCUGAGGCCCUGCAGACCCUGUUUUCUGCCCCACGCCUGGGAGAGCCAGGGGCCCGGACACCCCUGUUUACCCCUGAGACGGACAAAUUGCGGCUGGACAGCCCUUUCCCGUUCCUGGGCUCUGGUGCCACUGGCUAUUCCAAGCCCCCCGGCCUGCUGGGUCCUUACGGCCGCGCCUUCCCCGAGUACCCCUGGAACUUUAACCCGUACCUCACAGGCCCCUUCCCCAAGCUGUCCCCUUCUCUCUACCCCCCGCAUUUCUACCCCAACUCUCUGGCCAGUUCCCUGGGCCACCUGCCUACCACGGGAGCAGGGGGCGGCCCUGUGGGUGCACCCCUGCUGGCUGCAACGGGGGAGGGCCAAGGUCCUGAGCGCCCCUCAGGCCUGGUGGCGGCCCCUCGCCUGGCACUGCCAGGGGCUGGGGGACCAGAGACCGCGCUGGGCAGAAAGGAAGACAGUGACUCAGAACUGGAGAUUACUGAUGUCAGCGGCUGCAGCUCUGACAGCGAGGGCGACGAGGGCCUCCUGGUGUCCCCCAAGGCCAAGGCAGGCAAAGGGGGAACCGGCAGCUGAGCCAGUGGGGUGAUGGAUUCUGCCGAGGUGCGGCCCAGCCACCUGUGAAGCCUCUGCCACCUGGUCUGCCCUUGAUGCCAGCCAAGGCCCAGGCCCAGGCCUCGGCACCCUCCCAGAGCCCAGUCUCCCUCCCCAACCCCAGAGUGGGGGUCUUACCUCCCCCUCCUUGGAGGGGGAGGGAACAGAAUGGCCUCCAGCCUCCUCCCCAGGCUCCAGUUUGAGGGGGGUCCCCGCCUGGCCCCACUCCCAAAGUGCAAUAUGGCGCCCAGCCUCCCCUGCCCGCCCCUGUGCUGUGACCUGCGUGUUUGUGUGGCCGUGUCUCUGACCCCCUGUGCCAGCCCCCAUCCUGACACCCUCACACAGGCCCCCCUGGGGACAGGGAGCUCAGAGCAAUAACCCCGCCCCCAGCCCCUACCCAGGAGGGGCCCCCUCCCCACCAGCUCCC
Sciurus carolinensis (gray squirrel) is the source of this 1813-nucleotide messenger RNA. RefSeq names its product ETS repressor factor like (gene Erfl). Gene Ontology annotation, biological process: cell differentiation; regulation of transcription by RNA polymerase II. Bases 304 to 1368 code for a protein of 354 amino acids. Gene Ontology annotation, molecular function: DNA-binding transcription factor activity, RNA polymerase II-specific; sequence-specific DNA binding. The transcript has 6 exons. Gene Ontology annotation, cellular component: nucleus. The record is from RefSeq and is a predicted model, not a curated record. Lineage: Eukaryota; Metazoa; Chordata; Mammalia; Rodentia; Sciuridae.